Molecule: messenger RNA, 312 nt
Organism: Arabis nemorensis
Lineage: Eukaryota; Viridiplantae; Streptophyta; Magnoliopsida; Brassicales; Brassicaceae
Source: the annotation of a GenBank genome assembly
AUGGAUGUAAGUUCUGUUAAUUGCUCUUCUAAGUAUGACAGGUCAAAGCGUGUCAGUAGCAUUGAGUCUCAGAAGUACGAUGAGCUAAAUGAGAAGUACAACCAGUUGCUGAAGCAGAAUUAUAAAAGGGUACAGUUAUGUGAAAACGGAGCAGAUUUAGUUUUCUGUCAGGAAUUUGCUGGAGAAAGGACUAAUGAGCUGCAAGAAAUGAGUUAUGUGAGAGCACAUACAGGCGUGCAAAACCAGGGUUUUCUGCAAAAAGAGUUCGUGCAAAACGCGGGUUUUACAGGUUCUCCAGUUUUUUCAAGAUAG